Pyrenophora tritici-repentis Pt-1C-BFP is the source of this 348-nucleotide messenger RNA. RefSeq lists its product as uncharacterized. Lineage: Eukaryota; Fungi; Ascomycota; Dothideomycetes; Pleosporales; Pleosporaceae. The record is from RefSeq and is a predicted model, not a curated record.
AUGACCGCUAUUGAUAAAGCGGUUAAAUAUUUGGAGUCGCUAAAGCCAGGAGAACACUUUGUAUACCAGAAAGUUGCCGACCAGUUUGGUUGUAGUCGCAGUGCGCUGUCCCGAAGAUGGCGCGGCGUCUCACGCGACAAAACCACCAGUGAUGGGAUGAAGCAAGCUCUGCUACCACAACAAGAGCUAGAGCUUCUACAGUAUAUAGAGGAGCUCCAUAUACGAGGACUACCUCCUACGAGAGAGAUGAUCCAGAACUUUGGCUCAGAAAUCUGUGGUAACCCAGUCUCAAUGAGCUGGGUUGAGCGCUUCCUCCAUCGAAACCAGGACCGUCUCAUCUCUCGCUAG